UAGUUGCUGCCCCUACACUAGGAUUAGGAAACUCUCCUCUCUCUAUGCUUUAGCGCUCAACCGCCCUCCCUUUUCCUCCCUCUUCUCCCGCAGUGCGUUAACCAGCACAUCCCUACACGAGAGGCAUAAAUGCGCUCAACACCCCACCAGCCAAUCAAGAGCCGGUUAACGCACUGCGGGGAGAGAGGGAGCGAGAGCACUAAGCAUAGAGAGAGGAGUUUCCUGAUCCUAGUGUGGGAACAGCAACUAGUGACAGCCUUUGUUUGGUAAGAGCCAGAAGCUCAGAGCUAACCCUGUUUUAUGAGAGUGGACCGUACAGAGGACAUCUAUAACCCUCCCUUGAUUUAGCUUCAAGGGAAGGGGCUUGGUCAUCAAGUCAAGUGAGGGUAUUAGGGAUGGUGCAGACUCGACAAACCGGCUUCGUUGUUAACACUUGGGGGUGUGCAGAGGAGAGUCCUUGGGAUUAAGGGCUGGAGGAAGGCUUUCGGCUGGCUGGUGGUAAUCUUUACAGAGAACAAGGAGAGGCUGAUGUGACCACAGAGUACACCAAUGGCUUCUUCACCCCCUCCAACCUCAGUGCCUAUGUCCAACAUGGCCUCUAAGAUGGAGGAGGAAGAGGAAGGUAUGAAGUUUGACUUUGACAACAGUGACGAAGAGUGCAGUACGACACCAGCGAACUCUGUCUCUACCAUGGCCAAGGGCUUUGAAGCCACUGUGAUGGCGGGGCUUGCAUCAAAAAGGAACACAAUGGGCCCUAGUUCUGCCCAAGACCCAACAGUAAAGCCAAGGCUCAAUGGAUGGCCGUCUGCUGGAAAGGAGGACCAGAGCAUGCACUCACUCCCUCAUUCCAAUAGCUCAGAGAUGGCUGGAAGAAGGUCUCCUGAGGGCCGCUCUGAGCUGGGACUGUCAGGAGACACAGAGGGCUCUGGGAGAAGAAAUAGCAUUUAUGAAGCAGGAUCUAUGAAUGAGUGCUACUACACCCCUAUCUUAAAGGCUGACCACAUAGACACUCAGACAGGGAAACCUCCCCCUAUUCUUGAUGUAGGAGGUCCAGGUGAUGCAGCAAGUCCUGAAAAUGAAAAUGUGUCUAGUCCAGAGGGCCUGCAAAGUCCAGAUGGUCUGGCCUGCACAGACAGCCCACCCAGCCCCACCAGUCCCGAUAACGUCAUGACUGAUCCAACCCUCCGCCAUGACAUGACCAACUCGACCAGCCCUGAUGACAUCAUCAUGACUAGUCCAGAGGCCAUCUUUAGGUCCAGUCGUCCAGAGGUCAUCUAUGAUGACGUGCCCUGUGAGAGCCUUCUCUCUCCUCUGGAAGAUGACAUCUACGAGGACGUCCAGAGGCCAGAAAGCCAUCAUGGCACCAACAACGGCUGGAGCGACAGUGAGUUUGAGAGUUAUGAUGAGCAGUCAGACAGCGAGACCAAAAUACCCACUGUUGCCCGAAGCAGUAGUAAGCUUUCUCAGGACAUGUGGCGACUGAAAGAGCGCUGUGCCAAGACCAAGCAGGAUCUGGCCAUGCGCAGCUGUGACUUCAAGGUCCAGAUGCUGAUGAAAGCAGCGAGAAAUGGCACCAAGGACGGACUGGAAAAGACAAAGUUAGCUAUGAUGCGUAAAGUCUCUUUCCUGCAGAAAAAAGAAACCACGGAGGAGAGUGAUGAUGACGCUGGUUAUCUGGACGUGAUGGUGUCUGAAGUGAAGCACCCACCGCCCCAGCUGAGCCCUAUGCCAAAGGGGCUUAGCACCCAACAGAUUAUCAGACGCCACAUCGUUGGUUCCAUUGUACAAAGUGAGAGGAGUUAUGUGGACUCUCUCAAGAGAAUCUUAGUGGAGUACCAGAAGCCCUUGCUUGAGCCAGAGGCCCGGAUCCUGAGCGAUAAGAAGGUGCGGCCCAUAUUUUACCGGCUGCGGGAGAUCCUGCAGUGCCACUCAAUGUUCCAAAUCGCCCUGGCAUCCCGUGUGGCCGAGUGGGACCUCAGUGAGAAGAUCGGAGACCUCUUUGUGGCCUCGUUUUCCAAGUCAAUGGUACUAGAUGUGUACAGCGACUACGUCAACAACUUCACUAACGCUAUGGCGCUCAUCAAGAAAGCCUGCAUUUCCAAGCCAGCUUUCCUGGAGUUUCUCAAGAAGAAGCAAGUGUCAAGUCCUGACAGAAUCACGCUUUAUGGCCUUAUGGUUAAACCAAUCCAGCGCUUCCCUCAGUUCAUCCUGCUGCUACAGGACAUGCUGAAGAACACUCCCCGGGCCCACCCUGACCGCCUGCCCCUGCAGUUGGCCCUCACUGAGCUGGAGACGUUGGCCGAGAGGCUGAACGAGCAGAAACGAGUCGCUGACCAGGUCGCUGAAAUCCAGCAGCUGGCACGCAGCAUUGGUGACCGUCAACUGAGCAAGCUCUUGAACUCAGACCAGAGGCAGCUGAUACUGUGUGAGGUACUGAUUGAGACAGUGUACGGGGAGAAAGGACAGGUCCUUAAGUCCAAGGAGCGCAAAGUUUUCCUGCUGAACGACACCCUCAUCUGUGCAAACGUCAACGUCAAGGGUCCCCCUGAUAUCAGCAGUCUAGUUCCCAUUGGUCCUAAAUACACAGUGAAGUGGAGUGCCCCCUUGCUGCAGACGCAGGUAGUGGAGGUGGGACAGGAGAGCUUCCAGAGCAAAGAUACUGGGAAACGGCCAAACGUUGCUAAUGUUCCAGGUAAAGUGUUCCUGGGCCCUCCCAGACUGUACCAGGAGCUGGAGGAGCUACAACACGACCUGUAUGUGGUUGAAAGCAUCACCCUGCUGGUGGGGACUUUACAAGGCACCUACCAGAACCUGAACACAACAGUAGGGCAGGACUGGUGCCUUGCACUGCAGAGGCUCAUCCACAUCAAAGAUGAACAGAUCCAGUGUGCCAACAAGUGCCGCCUGCGGCUGGCUGUGCCAGGCAAGCCUGACAAAUCUGGACGACCGGUCAGUUUCAUGGUGGUUUUCAACACUCCCAGUCCCCUCAGCAAGAUCUCCUGGGUCAACCGCCUACACCUCGCCAAGAUAGCCAAGAGGGAAGAGAACACGCCAGGCUGGGUGUUUGCAGAGGAUGAUGGGAAGACUAGACAUCCAUUUUGGUGUCCCCUGCUAGCCUGCCGACUUCCCAUCUUCUCCUCCAAAACACAAGACCAAAAGCUGGAGACGGCCCUUCACAACCCGGUCCAAUGUGCCCUGCUGGCAUUCUCUGCAGCCAGCACCUCUCUGCCGCAGGGCUACCUUUGGGUGGCCAGUGGAGGUGACCGCAACCAUGGUCAAGUGGAAAUCUUCUCUCUGAACCGCUCCAUGCCGCGCAUGGUCAAGUCCAUCCAGAUGGGGGCGCCAGUCCUGUGUCUGGAUCACGUGAUGGAGCCUUGUCCCACAGAGGAGGAAGGGGAGGCGGAGGCUGCUGUCACGAGCACAGCCAGGACUGGCAACACCAUCUGUGUAGGCCUGCAGGAUGGCAACAUUCAUGUGUACGGUACCGUGGACACUUCGACCCAGUGCCUGCUGACCUUCUCCAACCCAGACAGUUGUCCAGUUCUGUGCCUGAAACACUCUGCCUCCUUCCUGUUCGCUGGCCUGGGGAAUGGAAAAGUGUCUGUUUAUGCUCGGAAGAGUGGAGAGGGGCUGUGGGACCCUGAAUCGUGCAGGCUGGUGACUGUGGGCAGUGGCCCCAUCCGCACCCUCCUAACCCUAGAGAAUGCUGUGUGGGCCAGCUGUGCCAACCACGUCACCGUCAUCCAGGGCUCCAGCCUCCACACACAGAGUUUUGACGCGCACCCUGAGCCACUGGUCAGUGUGAGUCACAUGGUGCGGGCGGGGGGAGGGGUGUGGAUGGCCUUCUCCGAGGGCUCAUCCAUCCGCCUGUUCCACACGGAGACACUGGAGCACCUGCAGGAGAUCAACAUCUCCACACGCUCCACCUUCCUCAGCCCAGGGCAGCAGGGCAGCGUCCGGGUCACCAGCCUACUCAUUUGCCAGGGGCUGCUGUGGGUGGGCACUGCCCAGGGCAUCAUCGUUACCCUGCCCGUGCCCAAACUGGAGGGUAUCCCCAAAAUAACAGGUAAAGGGAUGACGUCUCUAAACGCUCACUGUGGCCCUGUGGAUUUCCUUGUGGUCACCUCCAGCACCCUGUCCCCAGACAUGCUCAAACGGGAUUCUGUCUGCGAGACUGCCGACCAGGCCAAUGGGGGAGCGGGAGGAGGAGAGGGUGGGGAGCGGAGGAAUGAAUUGUCCCAGGAGUCACUCUCGCAACCUGACUGCUCCUCCCCUCAGGGAGAGCCCACCAAGGCCAAGGGAAUGCUGCUUCAGUAUCGCCUCCGCUCAACCACCCAGCUGCCCGGCAAGCUGCUGACAGCCGAACCCGACCAGAGCCCAUGUGACGCCCCACCGGAGACCCCGGAGCACAGCCCUGAGGACGGCUCUAUCUACGAGCUGAGCGAGGACCCUGAGGUAUGGGUACGGGGGCAGCCCCCGGCCAGGGAGGGGCGUGGGAAGGACAAGGUGACCUCGGCUGCCGUCUUCUCCGGAGGCAGGGGGUUCCGUCGACUUGGGGAGGAGACUAUAGCAGCCAAUGGGGACCCAGAUGAAAGUACGCUCAUGGUUUGGCAACUCCCACUAACAGUGAGUCCAUGAGGAAACAAGACUGAUUGGACGAGGCGAGAGCUGGCUCCGCAAGGCUCCUCCCACUCGCCUGAUGUAUUGCGUGCUCUAUGAAGAAGAGACUAUUAAACAAUAUAUAUUCAGGAUGACUAGACUGUCAGGAAGGGCUAUACAGGAUGGUACAUUCCUCUACAUUCCUCUACCACCUUGGUGGUUGGAUUUCUGGAUGGAUUUCUGAGGGAGUAGUGGUGUGCUGCAAACUGUGUUUGACAUGUUUCAGGACCUCACACACACUCCUCCCAGCAGAUGCUUCUUCAGUCUGGCAGAUAUAGACCAGGGGGUCUCGUCAAAUGGAAUUUGAGGAGGUUCACUCAACAUGAUUUUGCAUUUUGCACGUUCUUGAAAAAAGUAUAAUUGACAAGUGAUUGAAAAGUGACAGUUACGAAUGUUAGAUUUCGAUUGUCACUCUAAUUGACUCCUAUUGCCAGUGUAUCACGUGUGUUGCUAACACAGAACAUGACAGCUAAUGUUAAUGUUAAUGUUAGGGUGUAUGGGAGCAUGUUUAUAAAGUACUUCUAAACUCUUUACACCCCCCCCCCCCCCUUAAAGAGUACGUUCAUAUAAAGUGUUACCAGUUAACUUAAUGUAAAGUAGAGAUACAGUACACUGACAGGUAUCCCGCUUUUGGGGGAAAAAGCUAAAUCUACAUAUAACAUUUCUCUAAAAUCAACUUGAUGAUCAACAUACUGUGUAAUAACAUCUUGUCCUGUCUUUCUGUGAGAAUUUAGUCUAAUGUCCUGUUUUCCAUUUCAAUAAUCCAGAAGAUGUGAAGAAGAAAAAGCACCAAGGGAAAGAAUGUCUCAGCUACUUUAUGCUUGACAGGUACUUAUUUUGGACAGUGUGUUUACAGUGUGUUACUUUGUUAUUUGAAUAAAGAGAUCAUGGUCUGAUACAA
Molecule: messenger RNA, 5560 nt
Organism: Oncorhynchus kisutch (coho salmon)
Lineage: Eukaryota; Metazoa; Chordata; Actinopteri; Salmoniformes; Salmonidae
Product: rho guanine nucleotide exchange factor 10-like protein
Exons: 28
Coding region: 550-4638 (1362 amino acids)
Biological process (GO): positive regulation of stress fiber assembly; actin cytoskeleton organization; SREBP signaling pathway
Cellular component (GO): cytosol
Molecular function (GO): guanyl-nucleotide exchange factor activity; protein binding
Source: RefSeq, a predicted model, not a curated record